AGUAGUAGUAGUAGCAGCAGCAGUAGUAGCAGCAGUAGUAGUAGUAGUAGUAGUGGUGGCAGCAGUAGUAAUAGUAGUAGUAGUAGUGGUAGGUGUAGUAGUAGUAGUAGUAGUAGUAGUAGCAGUAGUAGUGGUAGUAGUAGUAGCAGUAGGAGUAGUAGUAGUAGGUAUAGUAGUAGUAGUAGUAGUAGCAGUAGUAGUAGGUGUAGUAGUAGUAGUAGUAGUAGGUGUAGUAGUAGUAGUAGGUGUAGGUGUAGUAGUAGUAGUAGUAGGUAUAGUAGUAGUACUACUAGCAGUAGUAGUAGCAGUAGUAGUAGUAUUAGCAGUAGUAGUAGCAGUAGUAGGUGUAGUAGUAGUAGGUAUAGUAGUAGUACUACUAGCAGUAGUAGCAGUAGUGGUAGUAGGUGUAGUAGUAGUAGUAGCAGUAGUAGUAGGUAUAGUAUUAGUACUACUAGCAGUAGUAGUAGUAUUAGUAGUAGGUAUAGUAGUAGUAGUACUAGUCGUAGUAGUAGGUAUAGUAGUAGUAGUAGUAGGUGUAGUAGUAGUAGUAGUAGUAGUAGUACUAGUAGCAGUAGUAGU
This is a messenger RNA of Oncorhynchus kisutch (coho salmon), 579 nucleotides long. RefSeq lists its product as uncharacterized. The transcript has a single exon. Lineage: Eukaryota; Metazoa; Chordata; Actinopteri; Salmoniformes; Salmonidae. The annotation marks the transcript as partial. The record is from RefSeq and is a predicted model, not a curated record.